GGGCGUCCAGCUAGGACCUCGGCGUUCAUUCAGCUGGUGCCGCGUCACCUCCCACGUUCGGGGUCAGGAGGUUUGAGAAAAGAAAGGGCCCCCCACGGUGCGUGGCGACACCCGGGGCGGGAGGCGGAGACCGGAGACCGGAGCCCGGAGCCCGGCGGACGGGGCGGACCGGCCCGCGCACCUCGAGCGCGGGAGGCGGAGCUAAGCCGGCGCGCCCGCCCCGAGCCUGCGCCGCGGGCUGUCCAGUCGUUUCUCCAAGUCGCGAAGCCGCAGGAGGAGGGAUCCAGAGAAGAGCACCGGCCGGCUGCCCUCUCCGCGCUGCGCGCCGCGCCAUGCUGGUCCUCCGAAGCCGCCUGACCAGGGCUCUGGCCGCGCAGGCCUGGACGCCUCAGGUGUAUUCAUCUUUUGCUACGGGACCUAGACAGAGCGAUGGAACAUUCUAUGAAUUUCGUACCUAUUCUCUUAAGCCUUCAAAGAUGAAUCAGUUUCUGGAAAAUUUUAAGAAAAACGUACACCUUCGGACAGCUCACUCUGAAUUGGUUGGAUACUGGAGUGUAGAAUUUGGAGGCAGAGUGAAUAAAGCAUUUCAUAUUUGGAAGUAUGAUAAUUUUGCUCAUCGCAUUGAAGUUCGGAAAGCCUUGGCCAAAGAUAAGGAAUGGCAAGAACAAUUCCUCAUUCCAAAUUUGGCUCUUAUGGAUAAACAAGAGAGUGAGAUUACGUAUCUGGUACCAUGGUGCAAAUUAGAAAAGCCUCCAAAGGAAGGAGUCUAUGAACUGGUUACUUUUCAGAUGAAACCCGGUGGGCCAGCUGUAUGGGGUGACACAUUUAAAAAGGCAAUUAAUGCCCACGUCAUUCUAGGCUACUCCAAACUAGUUGGAGUUUUCCACACAGAAUAUGGAGCACUCAACAGAGGUACAGUUGUCCACUUCUUCUAUGAAAUGGCAGAAUGUAUUGGUGAACUACUAAGUCGCUUGGUUCAUGUUCUCUGGUGGAAUGAGAGUGCGGAUAGUCGUGCAGCUGGGAGACAUAAGGCUCAUGAGGAUCCCAGAGUCGUGGUGGCUGUUCGGGAAUGUGUCAAUUACCUAGUGUCUCAGCAGAAUAUGCUUCUGAUUCCUACAUCGUUUUCACCGUUGAAAUAGUUUUCCACUGAAAUGCAAAGCAUUUCAAGAACUGUCUUAAGAUGUGUCUGCUAAUGGUACUUAAAUGCUCCCAAGGGCAUCUCACUCUUACUUGAAGAAGGUGGUAAGUUAAUUCGCUAUGUCUCUGCAUUUCUAAAGCCACCUCUGUUCUUUGUCAUUGCCACCUCCAAAAGUAGUUCUGUUCAUUGUCCCUCCCCAUGGCAUUUAGGUAGCUAUACUGUAGAAAUAGUUGCCACUAUUUAUGAUCUUGAUGUUUCAUUUUUUUCAAAAUAUCUUAUUCUCUAUUUUGAUGACCCUUUGCUUUAUAGCAUUUUCUUAUAUUUAAAUGAUGUUUUUACAUUUCUGUGCCUGACAGUAUUUUAAAAUUAUUUACAUGCAAUGUCUGUAUUUUCAACAUGUCUGUUUUUUCUGAGAUUUUAAAAAAAUAAUUUGCCCAGUAAAAUUUAUUUUGUGAUAGCAAAUCGGAUUUGUAAGAAUAUCAGAUCAAAUGUAUUUCUUUACCUUGGGGAAAGUGCAGUAUAAUUGUGUCAUCUGUAUCAAUUAUGGUUUUCACAUUAAUUGUUAGUCACUCUAAUUUGGAAAAUAAUGUAAUUAGUUCUCAAUGUUAAAAAUAACUUCAGAAGACUUGUUUCAUAUGCUGAAAUGUAUACAUGUAUAGUUAAUUUUAUUAAUUUUGUUCAUUUUAGAUGGCUAAUAAAAAUACUUGUGACAUCUAUUUGUUUUAAAAGAGAUUUUGUGGUCAUGGAAAUACUUGCCCUAAUAAAAGCCUACAUAUCCA
Molecule: messenger RNA, 1917 nt
Organism: Myotis myotis
Lineage: Eukaryota; Metazoa; Chordata; Mammalia; Chiroptera; Vespertilionidae
Product: protein NipSnap homolog 3A
Exons: 6
Coding region: 333-1139 (268 amino acids)
Cellular component (GO): mitochondrion
Source: RefSeq, a predicted model, not a curated record